GCGGCGGCGAGGCGGCGGCGGAGGCGCGACGACGGCCCCGCAGCCGGCCGCCAUGAGCACCAAGCAGGUUACGUGCAGGUACUUCAUGCACGGCGUGUGUCGGGAGGGCAGCCAGUGCCUGUUCUCGCAUGACCUGGCGAACAGCAAGCCGUCCACCAUCUGCAAGUACUACCAGAAGGGCUUCUGCGCCUACGGAACCAGGUGCAGAUACGAUCACACCAGGCCCUCAGCGGCAGCAGGCGGCGCCAUGGGGCCUGUUCCCCACGCCGGGCCUUCCCCAGGCACGCACAGCCCGCACCCUCCUGACCUCGCCACAUCCACCGUGAGAAUGCACGCGCACGAGCCGGGGAAGCGGGAGAAGAGGACGCUGGUUCUCAGAGACCGCAAUCUGUGUGGCGUGGCUGAGGAGAAGACGUCCGUGGGCGUGGCGAGUCACCCGGGCGGCUGCAGCGACGCCCAGAUGGGCCUGGAGACCAAGCCGCACUCCUACCUGGACGCCAUCAGGAGCGGGCUGGACGCUGCGGAGGCCGGCGGCUCCUGCGGCGGGGAGCAGCUCUGCCCCUACGCCGCCGCUGGCGAGUGCCGCUUCGGGGACACCUGCGUCUACCUGCACGGGGACGUGUGCGAGAUCUGCAGGCUGCGCGUGCUUCACCCCUUCGACCCCGAGCAGAGGAAGGCGCACGAGAAGAUGUGCAUGCUGACGUUUGAGCACGAGAUGGAGAAGGCCUUCGCCUUCCAGGCGAGUCAGGACAAAGUGUGCAGCAUCUGCAUGGAGGUGAUCCUGGAGAAGGCGUCGGCCUCAGAGCGGAGGUUCGGGAUUCUGUCCAACUGCAACCACACCUACUGCUUGUCCUGCAUCCGCCAGUGGCGGUGUGCCAAGCAGUUCGAAAACCCCAUCAUCAAGUCGUGUCCCGAGUGCCGUGUUAUAUCAGAGUUCGUAAUUCCAAGUGUGUAUUGGGUAGAAGAUCAGAAUAAAAAGAACGAGCUGAUCGAGGCUUUCAAGCAGGGAAUGGGGAGGAAGGCUUGCAAGUACUUCGAGCAAGGGAAGGGGAGCUGCCCCUUCGGAAGCAAGUGCCUGUACCGCCACGCCUACCCUGAUGGGCGCCUGGCAGAGCCCGAGAAGCCCCGGAAGCAGCUCAGCUCUGAGGGCACCGUGCGGUUCUUCAACUCUGUGCGGCUGUGGGAUUUCAUCGAGAACCGGGAGACGCGGCAGGCGCCCGCCACGGACGACGACGACGUGGCCGAGCUCGGGGAUCUCUUCAUGCACCUUUCCGGAGUGGAGUCGCCAGAAACCUAGUCAGGGGUGCUCCCGACUUGGCUGUGCCAGGUGCCCCGUGCAGCCCGCAGUGGCGUGGGGCUGGGCCCAAGCGGAGAGCGCCUCCCCUGGCCUCAUCUCACCGCGGGGCAGCUGGGAAGAGCGAAGGGAUAAAAGGGCGUGUGCCUCGCCCCCACGAUCACUAUUUUUAUAGCUGAUUUUAGUUGUCCCUCCGGCCCCCGGGGACCAGCUCGCCCUUCCAACUACUCUGAUUGCUUUGAAAAGAAACCUGGCUCCUGUCCUUUGUGAGUUUUUCUCAGAAGCAGCCGCCUGCAGCCACGCGGGAGGCCCGCCAUGGUAACGUCCUGCCGUGAGAAGGCCUUGAGCUCCAUGAACGCUGCACACGCUGGCCCGUGGCUCUGAGCCUGUGGAGUGAGGACGUCUCUCUCAUGUCCCAACUCAGCCACCGUCCACCCUCCGGUGCAUGGCAUGGUCCAGGGCAGGCGUGCUGUCUGGCGGGGGGUGGCCAGCACCGCCUGUGGGCUGAGGCCCGCCCUGCCCGCUCCAUCCAUCCUUCAGCCCUUUUGUGUGACCCUGGCUUCACUCCAAUGUGUGAAAACUUCACAGCACCCAAGACAGUUUCUGACCGUGACUUGAUUUGAACUGGAGUGCAAACAGACUUGCAAGGCAGAACAUUUAUUCCAAACCUUAGUUUUAUCUAUUUUUGUAAAAAGCCGAAUAUUUUAUAAAGGUAUGGGCUGCGGAUGUCUUACCUGAGUGAGUGUGGAGUGCGUUCCUUGCCAGCUAACUGCAGCAAAGGUUUCAGAAGGAGCUGGCACGGACGUGGGCCCGGCUGA
Molecule: messenger RNA, 2112 nt
Organism: Dipodomys spectabilis (banner-tailed kangaroo rat)
Lineage: Eukaryota; Metazoa; Chordata; Mammalia; Rodentia; Heteromyidae
Gene: Mkrn2
Product: makorin ring finger protein 2
Exons: 8
Coding region: 53-1297 (414 amino acids)
Biological process (GO): protein polyubiquitination
Molecular function (GO): metal ion binding; ubiquitin protein ligase activity
Source: RefSeq, a predicted model, not a curated record